Molecule: messenger RNA, 798 nt
Organism: Alternaria rosae
Lineage: Eukaryota; Fungi; Ascomycota; Dothideomycetes; Pleosporales; Pleosporaceae
Exons: 3
Coding region: 385-798 (137 amino acids)
Source: RefSeq, a predicted model, not a curated record
GUCUUGUUUAGCUGCGCUUUCAGCUUCCACAUGCCGUACACAUCGAAGACAUACUCCACAAAUCAACACAGUUUUGGGAAUCACGUACCUCGUUGACAUAAUCUCAUUGAUGAAAUCCCUCAUUUCCUAAGGCGUUGCAAUCUCCCAACUUAGAUUGACGCACGUGUACACUUUUCUACACUUUUGCACACUCACCUUCACCCCGUUACCACACAUGCCAAGACCGCAUUCACCAACACAGUUGCGCCGCCAGAUAUAAACAAGUCUCUGACCCUCGACCUUUCAUCUUCGUACAACCUCGCACCUCGCACCAGCAGUCCUUUUGCCGUUACACUCUGCCUUACAGCCAUACACAACACCGCAACAGCAAGGAACUAAUCCACCAUGUCAGACACCGAAGGUGCCAAGGGCAAGGGCUGGACUGACCGUCAGCGUCUCGCGUACUACUUCAACCUCGUCGAGUUCUCCAACGUCAAGCUUGACUUCGCUAAUGCGCCUCGCCCGGAUGGCAAGUCGGUCGGCGCCUGUCGCAUCAUGGUCGACCGUCUGAAGGGCACCCUCAAGGCCGAUCUCGCUGCUCUUCGUGGUGUCGACGAGGCCGAUGUGGUUGGUGUCAAGAAGAUUCCUACUCCGCGUAAGCGCAAGGCCAAGGGCGACGCUGGUACUGAGGGAGAAGCCACACCCACCAAGCGUGGACGCAAGAAGAAGGUUGCCGAGGAGGUCGUAGCGGACGAGGACGAGGAACUCACCCCCGUCAAGCCGGAGCCGAAGAAUGAAGACAUCGAGGAAGAUCUUUAA